CGAUCGAUCUCUUAUACGGCCUUGCACUUCUUUGCAAUAUCAUUUGUUUGCUUUCUCGAUCGUUGAUCGUUUCUCGAUCUCGUAGCUAAUUUCAUCGUUUUGUCCACUUAUACUCAACAGAAAUGUACCUUAACCCUCACUUCUACCCUUGUUUGCAUUGCCAACCGCACAGCUACAUUAGAAUGGUUCAACAUCUUAUAGAAAGAUGCCUUCUCCUUCACAUGAGUAGAGACCAAUGCAUAAAAGCGCUAGCAGAGCACGCAAGCAUUAGGCCACUGGUCACACUUACAGUGUGGAGGGAGCUACAAAAAGAGAAUAAAGACUUCUUUCGAGCAUAUUUUCAUGUCACUUCUUCGAGACCCUUACCGAGUAGAUAUAUUCAAAGGGAACCAAAGUUAGCAAGAAGGAGACAAUGGCAUUAGCUAUAUUAAAGAUAAAAUGAAUGGGAAGAUAAGACGAUGAUCAUAAACUCAGAAGUUUAGCAACAAUUAAUUAUGUUAUGGGGUCUUUGAUUGAUGAAUCCCUAGCUAGCUAGCUAGGUUAAUGUAAUAAUAUUUAUGUUUAAUUUCUUGAUAACUUGGGAUUUUGGAAGCUAGAUAUAUAGGAUAUCUUAUGAUGAAGCAA
Molecule: messenger RNA, 624 nt
Organism: Juglans microcarpa x Juglans regia
Lineage: Eukaryota; Viridiplantae; Streptophyta; Magnoliopsida; Fagales; Juglandaceae
Exons: 4
Coding region: 123-422 (99 amino acids)
Source: RefSeq, a predicted model, not a curated record